AUGGCGGCAGGCCUGAACCUCCAGCGGACAGUCAACGGUCGCCUGAAACUUGACCUGAGUAACCGGGGUCUGACGUCCAUCCCGGAGGAGGUGUUUGAUAUCACUGACCUGGAGUAUCUAGUUGUGUCCAAAAACAAACUAACCAGCAUCCCGGAAGCAAUCGGCCGUCUGCAGAAACUUUACCGUUUGGACGCGCACGGCAACAUGCUGACACGUUUGCCACAGGCGAUCGGUUCCUUGCAGAAAUUGACACACCUGUUCAUUCAUGAUAAUCAGCUGAAGGAGGUACCCUCAGGCGUCUGCUCGCUCCCUAACCUUAAGGUGUUAAGUGUCGGUAACAAUAAGCUCUCCGCCUUCCCUCCUGGUGUGGAAAAACUACGGAAAUUGAGAGAACUGCACAUUUAUGACAAUCAGCUGACAGAGGUCCCUCCAGGGGUCUGCUCGCUCUCUAACCUUGAGAAGUUGAGUUUUGAUGAGUUCCCCAGACAGGUGCUGCAGCUGAAGACACUGGAGAAACUGUGCGCUGGACAAAAUGGCGGGUGCAAGUUUGACAUGGUCCCAGAUGAAGUGGAAAACUUACAACACCUGUGGCUGUUGUCAUUGGUAAAUAACCUUCUCAGAACCCUGCCGAGCACCAUGCGUCACCUGCACAACCUACGGGAGGUCCAACUCUGGAACAACAAGUUCGACACGUUCCCAGAAGUCCUGUGUGAACUACCUGCCAUGGAGAAACUGGACAUACGGAACAACAACAUCACCAGGCUCCCAACCACCCUUCACCGAGCAGACAAGCUGGAGAACUUGGAUGUGUCAGGAAACCCCCUGACAUACCCUCCACAGGAAGUGUGUAAACAAGGGACCGGCGCCAUCAUGGCCUUCCUGAAACAGGAGGCACGGAAAGAGAAAACAACAAAAGCUGGACAAGAGGAGGAGAAGGGUUCAGCAGCAGGCAAAGGAACUAAUGAAAUCCGAGAUGUAGAAGCCACACCUGUUAAAGCUGCACGUCAACCUGACAUCAUGGAGCCCGCUGCAGAGACCGAACUGGAGAGGAAGUUACGGGAGAGAAGGGAGAAAAGUGCCCGGAUGGAGCAACAAGUCAGCCAACAAAGGGGCCAGACUGCAGAGAGAAUGGGCACAAGAAAAGGUGAUUAG
This is a messenger RNA of Branchiostoma floridae (Florida lancelet), 1152 nucleotides long. RefSeq names its product leucine-rich repeat and IQ domain-containing protein 4-like. The record is from RefSeq and is a predicted model, not a curated record. The transcript has 4 exons. NCBI's taxonomy places the organism in Eukaryota, Metazoa, Chordata, Leptocardii, Amphioxiformes, Branchiostomatidae. Gene Ontology annotation, molecular function: protein binding. The coding region runs from base 1 to 1152 and encodes 383 amino acids.